CUUUUAUGUAUGAUAUGAAAUAUUGACUCAAGUUAUCAUAAAAUUAUCAUCAUGGAAAAUGUUGUGAUACAAAAUAAAUUAAAAAUUUUGUUUGAAAAAAUAUCAGAUCCUAAAUAUGUUAUGAACAAUUAUUAUGCAGAUCACUUCUUUAUUAAAAUAAAUUCUUCUGAUCCAGAUGUAACCUCUUUGAAGACAUGGCCUUUAUUGCCCGAUUUAGUAAUAGAAGCACUCAGUCACAUGGAAAAAUACCAUAAUACGGUGAAGGUGUUUCUCACAAGAAUUUUAGGUGUGAUUGUACAAGGAGAGGUACACUUUUCAAAAAUAUUUUCAAAAAAAGGUGACGAGAUCGCCAAGUCAUUCAAUGAGAUAAAUUCACAGAACAUGGAUUCAAGCUUGAGAGUAGCCUACAUGGAAGUAGCUCUCUCUCUUGUUAAUCAUAAUCCUGGCAUCGACUGGCUCUUGGAAAGUGGGGUCUGGAAAGAUAUACUCAGUCUGUGCAAUGAAAAUCGCACCGUUUUUGUUGUACGCCAAACCUAUAAAUUUGCAUCUUUAUUUCUCUGGAAAUUAAACAGCAUAGGAAACGAUGUUAGUAUCAAAGAGAUACUGACUUUCAUUUUAAAGCCGAUUUCAAAUCACGACUUUAUUAGAAUUGAUUCCUUAACCUGUGAAGAAGAGGAUGUUAUUUGUAAGACACUCGAGCCAAUGUUUCAAAUACUGUUAGCGGUUGUGAGCUAUGAAGAUCAUAUCAAAACCCAAAAUUACAUAGUUGAUUUUUUACUGAAAGAUUUCAAAAUGGUUCCAUACUGCUACGUCAUCAUGGAUAGGUUACGGAGAGAAGACAUCAUUCUACUUAUUACGAAAUUUCUAUUUUGGAUGACUAUAGGGAAAAUAUUUCUUGUAAAACCCAUGGCUCUCAACGUAGAAUACAGUCGUGAAGAUUUAAUGGAACUCAGUGUCAACUAUUUUAACACUAUACAAUUUCUAAUUCAGCGUCGCUGUGCAACACUGAUUUUUGAUUUCUGCAAUGCAUGCAAUUUGAUAUGGGGCUGUAUUUGGAACAAACCAAAACCAGCGAUGUGGGAGCUGGAUGGUAGAAAAGUUGAAUUACAGAAGCAACUGUUGGUGAUUUGCCUCGUACCAUCUGUAGUUUAUGCAACUUAUAAGAGACCAUCGGCUGAUAAACACGACGCUAGAGUUAACGAUAUUCUUGCGAAGAUAAUGGAUUCAUCUUGUGAACAUACAGCACGAACUGCUUAUGCCUUGAGAGAUCUGAUGAUGCAGCUGGAUAUACAAUCGAUUACAUUACAAAGUGUUAAGCGCUUGACUUGCUUAAAAGAUAAUUUGAAUAAUGAACAAGCAAAUUUGGUAUUCCAAACUCUAUUCUACGUUUUGCAAGAGUAUAAUCCGAUAAAUGAUAAUGGAGAAUUGAAGACUGAGGAAAAUGAUGAAGACGAUCAAGAGAAAGUGCUCGUGAUGACAUACGUCUUGGACUCGUUGCUGUCGCUUGUUAAGAACUACAAUAUAAAUUGGCAAGAGAGCCUCGAAAUCCUAUGUCUUUACAGCGUUGUUUUCAAAGUUUUGAAGAGACAGAAUCUUACAUGCAAGUUCGUAGUGACAGCAUUAAACGUAAUAACAAUAACGGUUAAGAAGUUCCUCCCGCCAAACCUUUCUUUGCUGUUGGAUGCAAAGCCUGGUUCGCCGAUGCACGAGCUCGGGAAACUCAUUUAUAUGAAGAUGCACGACUUCCACUGGGAGGUGCGAGAUUCAGCGCUCGAGCUGCUGUAUGUCUGUACUGACAUCUCAUUCAUAAAGUUUCCUCCAUUCCAAAAGCAAAUUAUCUCCAACGAUCUAAUAAACGUGGCGAUGACGAUGGUGCUGAACGACCACGAGUACUACGUGCACGUGUCCGCCCUCAAGUGCGUGGGCGCGGCCAGCAAGGUGUGCCCGCUGUGGGAACACCUCAAGGCGCAGUUCCCGGACGUACAGGAGCAACUUCUUUCAAUACUUUCUAAUAAUCCGGAGGGCAUCGUUCGCAAAGAAGCCUGCAGUGUUCUUUGUGAGAUUUAUCAGAAUGUGAAAUUAAACUAUAAUUUUAAGGUUACUCUAUAUGAUCAUAUGGUGUCUGCUGCGCUAAGUGACUUUCAUUGGGAAGUUCAGUUGACUGCACUCAAAUUCUGGAAGAUUGUUAUACAGUCGUUACUAAACGAUCAAGGUAUGCUUGAUGGUACAUUCCCUCCGGUGACAUUCUCCAGAGAAACCCGGAAAAUCGUCACAUUAAAUCAGACAGAAAUCCAAAAACGUUUAAUGAGAAUCCUUGAAGAACUCGCGGCAAUCGGAUGCCUUACCGUUCUACUGAAAUUGCUUCAUGAUGAGACCGAAGUGGAGAUUAUGGACACCGCUUUUACAAUAGCUACGGAAUUAUUAGAUAUCCUCGAUAGAUAUAAAGUUCCAAAAAGUUUGACUCCUAGCGAGAACGAACCGAAAAAUGUUAACGAUUUGCUUAAUAAAAUCAAACUGGAUAACAUUCACGUUGAAAAUUGUGUCGUUGAAGAAUCAGAUAACUCUAAGAAAGCGGAAAAUGUAAUCGAAAGCAUUUUAAAAGCCGACGACAUCAAUUUAUUGGCAAAUAUAUAUGAAAGGCACAUGAGUCUGCAGCCAAAUGAACCAAACAUAACAAGUGUAAGCCGGACGAAAUUCCUAAGAUUUGCAUCGCCAUUUUUAUUUGUUUCUUUCAUAAGAAGUAAAGAUUUCAAAAAAAUUAUUGAACAAAAGCAUAAUUGGAAGCAUGGUAUCAAAAGUCUUUCAUCGUUACUGGAUGAUGUUUUAGGUAUAUAUGAAGUUAAUGAUGAGAUUAACUCGUUAGAUUGUUACUGAGAUUAUGUAAAUUAGUAGAUUAGUAGUUGGAAUACAAAGAAUAUUUGAAAAUAUAUUUUCUUGAAUAUUUUUUAGCCUUUGUUGAAUGG
Messenger RNA from Vanessa tameamea, 2963 nucleotides. RefSeq lists its product as uncharacterized. Gene Ontology annotation, cellular component: nucleus. Gene Ontology annotation, biological process: cell population proliferation; positive regulation of protein phosphorylation; DNA damage response. Lineage: Eukaryota; Metazoa; Arthropoda; Insecta; Lepidoptera; Nymphalidae. The transcript is spliced from 6 exons. The record is from RefSeq and is a predicted model, not a curated record. The coding region runs from base 52 to 2874 and encodes 940 amino acids.